Salvelinus namaycush (lake trout) is the source of this 2093-nucleotide messenger RNA. Its product is annotated as tyrosine-protein kinase CSK-like. Gene Ontology annotation, molecular function: ATP binding; protein tyrosine kinase activity. Gene Ontology annotation, biological process: regulation of Fc receptor mediated stimulatory signaling pathway; adherens junction organization; protein phosphorylation. Lineage: Eukaryota; Metazoa; Chordata; Actinopteri; Salmoniformes; Salmonidae. The record is from RefSeq and is a predicted model, not a curated record. The transcript has 8 exons. The coding region runs from base 1 to 996 and encodes 331 amino acids.
AUGGAAUUGACCUCAACCCUGGGUUCAAAUCUAACUCUCUCUCUCCUCUCCCUGUCCUCUCCCUGUCCUCUCCCUGUCCUCUCCCUGUCCUCUCUCUGUCCUCAGCACUAUACCAAAGAUGCAGAUGGUCUCUGCACCAAACUGAUCAAGCCGAAGCUGGAGGAGGGAACUGUAGCAGCCCAGGAUGAGUUCUCUAGGAGUGGCUGGGCUCUGAACAGGAAGGAACUUAACAUUCAGCAGUCCAUAGGCAAGGGAGAGUUUGGAGAUGUGAAGGUGGGAGACUACAGAGGGACCAAAGUAGCUGUGAAGUGUAUCAAGCAUGAUGCCACGGCUCAGGCCUUCAUCGCAGAGGCCUCAGUUAUGACGCAGCUGAGACACAAUAACCUGGUUCAGUUGAUAGGUGUCAUCGUUGAGGAGACUGGAAGCCUGUUUAUUGUCAGCGAGUACAUGGCCAAGGGCAGUCUAGUGGACUACCUGCGCUCCAGAGGCCGGACGGUGAUCUUCGGGGAUUGUCUACUCAAGUUCUCACUUGACGUGUGUGAGGCCAUGGAGUAUCUGGAGGCCAAUAACUUUGUCCACAGAGACCUGGCGGCACGUAACGUUCUGGUGUCUGACGAAAACAUCGCGAAGGUCAGCGACUUUGGCCUGACCAAAGAGGCCUCAUCCAAUCAGGACACGGCCAAACUGCCCAUCAAGUGGACCUCCCCAGAGGCUCUGAGGGAAAAGAAAUUCUCCACCAAGUCAGAUGUGUGGAGCUAUGGGAUCUUGCUGUGGGAGAUCUACUCCUUUGGCCGAGUGCCUUACCCCAGAAUUCCUCUGAAGGAGGUGGUACCACGCGUAGAGAAGGGCUACAAGAUGGACGCCCCGGACGGCUGUCCCGAGGUGGUGUAUGAAGUCAUGAAGCAGUGCUGGACCCUGGACCCCCUGGUGCGACCUCGCUUCAGAGUCCUCCGGGAGAAACUGCAUCAUAUCCUAGCCAAGGAGCUCUACCUUUGAGAGGAUAGGAAUAGGAGGAAGGGGAGAGAGGACAAGGAGCUCUACCUUUGAGAGGAUAGGAAUAGGAGGAAGGGGAGAGAGGACAAGGGUGGCUCUCCUUUCAUUGAGGAAGAGGGGGAGGUAGAGAAAUGACUAGGGAGGACAGACAAGGAUUGCUCUUCUUUUGUGAUGGGACCUGCCUUUAUCAAGACCUCAGUCAGAGAUCUUCCUUCCUCCCUUUAUUUUUCUCCAUAAAUGAAAGAUUCCCACCAGAUUGUGUUAAAGUUCACUGCUUUUCUGACUUGAUGUUUUAUCAUUUCUCAUUCUGUUGAAAUGUUUUUGCCACAUGUUGGCAUCCCCCCCCCCCCUCCCACCUCAGGGUUGCCUGUACUACAGUACAGUAGUGGGUGUGUCUGUCUGGCUGACUACAGUGUUUACCCGGUGUCAAACAAACCAAUCCUGCCCUGUUGUGAGGUACUAUACUCCUUUCACACUCUCGCACCGUGCUGGCUCAAAUAUGUUAUUUUUUUACAUUAGAUGUAUAACCAGGCCAGUGCAGUAGGUAGAGCUUGGCUCAGUAGUGUGACUCCACCCCGAGCCAGGUAAUACACUUCCCAUGUCCCUGCGCUCUACCCAUACGGGUUAAGAGAGUAUUUAACUGGGGUAUUAAUCUGUGCCAAAGUGCCUCCAGAACGAACGCAGGACUAUCCCCACAGACACAUCACGCCUCUACACGCUUGCCUUUCUUUCUUUCUAUUUUUUUAUGUUUUAUACAUUGUCUAUUUUCAUUCCACAUCCUUCUCUCUUAUGGACAAGUGUUCAUCUCACAUUUACCAAACUGGAAAGCAGGACAAGUCCUCCAGGAAAAAGUAUUUGAUGACCUGUAACAUGACAAAGAGCAUGGGUACCAGAGGGAAAAUACAUUCUGGAGAAGGAAAAAAAAAAACAUUUUUUUGUAACAGAUAAAUUUAAGGGCAAGUGUAAGGGUCUUGGAAUAUUCAGAGUAAAAUAAAUAAAGUUAAGAACUCAAGGGAACUGUGCAUGUGGGAUGAAAAGCCCUGAUUUAUAAUGUUAUUUUUACUUUGCUGAGAUGAUUAAAUCAUUCCACUUAAAUGUUU